ACCCAGCUCAGAUUUCAUUGCACUGUGCAGCCACAUAGGAAACAACUAAGUAAGUUUUAACAAUGUUCCUAUCCCUCAGUGGAAUUGGCUUUGUGGUGGAAUUAUGAUGAAGCAUUUGGGAGUUUUAAGAGCGAUAGGAAACUGAAAGUUUCAUAAAGUGAGAAACUCAAGACCUGAGACAAAAAAAGACACAGCACCUGCCUCUUGGGAUCUUUUUAAGUGCACAAUCUGCAUUGCACUGACAUUUCAACAGGAUUCAUAUUGGAAUUGAAGAUAUAGCAAAUCCAGGAUAGGAAUAUCCAUUUCAGCCGGAUUGAAAAUGUAUUCUGGAUUUUUCAUAGCAGCAGUUUUUUUAUAUCAAUGGAGAUUCAUUUUGACCCAAGGUUCAGUUCCUCAAGACAUUCUGAUUGUGCCAGAACUGAAUAUUUCUGACAAGCAACUGAUCAUUGAAAUAAAUGGAACACUCUCAGUCACUUGCAAGGGCCAAGCAUCCUUGAACUGGUCUGGACCCAACCUACCAGAUUCUACAAAAAACAGAUUAAACAUAACCAACUAUAGAUGUGAUGAUGAGCAGAAGUAUUUUUGCAGUACCAUGACUUUAAAGAAGGCUCAUCGCAGUGACACUGGAAGCUAUAUUUGUAAAUAUGACACUCCUGCAGACACUGAAAAUCUUAAAUCCAAGAUCUAUGUAUUUGUCAAAGAUCAUCAGAGUCCAUUUGUAGAACCUCAUACAGAACGGCCUGAAGUGAUAAAGUUCAAUGGAAGCAGCAGGAUUGUGAUUCCAUGCCGUGUUACAGAACCAAACCUACACGUCACCCUGCUGACGGACCACACAAUCUUUGAAAUUGAUGGAAUAAAUAACAAAUGGGAUCCUAAGCGUGGUUUUAUUCUUCAAAACUUGGAACAUAUUCCUGGCAUGUUGCGAUGCAAAGCCACGGUCAAUAAACAAACUUUUGAAUCUUGUUUUAUGAUAUCCAAGGAAGUUGAAGGAGUGAAAUCUGUUCACCUUAAUACUACUGAAAAAAUCAGGGUGCUAUCUGGAGAAUCACUGUCUAUCAAGUGCACAGCAAAAAUGCCUUUGAAUGCCAGACCUGCAUUUCAGUGGGAGUAUCCCGGCCUAGCAUCUAAUCGGAUAACCAAUAUUUACAAAGCACGUGAAAUCACAACUGUGUUUUACAGUAUUCUAACUCUGAAAGACAUUCAGCAAAGUGAUGAAGGAGACUACAUAUGCAAAGUAUCGAAUAAAAAUACGUUCGAAAACAGGACUAAAGUUAUUGUCUAUGAUAAGCCUUUCAUUAAAGCAAGGGUAAAAACAAACAAACUUUUGGAUGUAAUGGUUGGAGAAAAGUUUGUGAAGCUAUCUGCAAAAGUGAAUGCUUUCCCAACACCAGAGGUGUCCUGGUACAAAAAUGGAAAAAUCAUUACGCAGAAUCAGACUUGCUAUGUCCGAAACCGAUAUUCAUUAAAAAUAAUGCGUGUGUCAAAAGACGAUGAAGGGAAUUUUUCUAUUUCACUGAACAAUAAGCUGCAUAACCUACAGAAGAACCUCACCUUCACAUUAAGAGUGCUUAGAAAUGAGAAACCACAGAUCCAUGACAAAGGAGCAGGACUCCAAGACAAAAUGUUUUAUCAGCUUGGGAAGAAACACAAGUUGACCUGUACUGCUUUUGGGAUUCCAUCUCCGAGUUUUCACUGGGAAUGGCAGCCCUGUAUGAUCAGCAAGUCUGACAAAAUGUGUGAAACAAACGAUGAUAUGAAAAUUAACAUUACAGAACAUACAGCAAAUUUACAGUCAGACCAAGGCAACAGGAUUGAGAAAAUCAAUAACAAAACAGAACAACAUGAGGAUAGAAACAGUACUAUAAGCACUCUAACUGUGGCUGAAGCCAAGGUGUCAGGGAUUUACUUCUGUGUAGCAACAAAUGAUUAUGGUGAAGACCGCAGAAGAAUUAACUUUUACAUUACAGAUCAGCCAGACCACUUGCACCUCAAAGCAAAUGCCAAUGAAUCUCGAACUGAGGGAGAUGACCUAAAUCUCACCUGUCUCGUGAGAAAUUUCUUAAUGCAUGAACCUGCAUGGUAUUACCAGUCAUCAUUGAAUUCAUCGGACAUUAAUCUGAACCAAUACACUCAGAAAGUUUAUGGAAACUACUCCAAAACAUUAUUUCUCAGUAUGAGAAAUUUGACCGAAAACAACACCGGAAUUUAUAAAUGCAAAACAAUGAACAACACUUCCAAAGAGCAGUAUGAGAAGCACACCAUGGUCUACAUUAAACCCAAGACCAUACCAGUCCUUCAAAAGAACCUGACAGGACAGGAGGUUAACAGCAGUGGUACUGUGAUCCUGACUUGCGAUGUUAGUGGACGACCUCCUCCGAGCAUCACUUGGUACAAAAAUGAACAACCAGUUCUCCCAGCUUCAGGCAUUUUUUUGGAAUCAGGAAACAAAACUUUAAUCAUUGAAAGAGUCAGAUAUGAUGAUGAAGGAGAAUACAAAUGCAAGGCCACCAAUGAGCGGGGGAGUGUUGAAACAUCAGCAUAUGUAGCAGUCCUAGGGUCUGAGGAAAAAUCCAACUUGGAACUGAUCAUUUUGGUCUGUACUGGGGUAGCAGCCACACUCUUCUGGCUUUUGCUCACACUUUUCAUACGUAAACUCAAGAAGCCAAGUUCUGGGGAUGUUAAAUCUGGAUAUCUGUCCAUCAUAAUGGAUCCAGAUGAAGUGCCUCUGGAUGAGCAGUGUGAGCAUCUAGCAUAUGAUAGCAGUAAAUGGGAGUUUCCCAGGGACAGACUCAGGCUUGGCAAAACACUGGGACUUGGUGCAUUUGGAAAAGUGGUAGAGGCAUCUGCUUUUGGGAUUGAUAAGUCUUCAACCUGUAAAACAGUGGCUGUAAAAAUGCUGAAAGAAGGCGCUAGCACAAAUGAAUGCAAAGCCCUGAUGUCAGAACUGAAAAUUCUUAUCCACAUUGGCCACCAUCUGAAUGUGGUGAACAUGCUGGGAGCCUGCACCAAGCCUGGAGGCCCUCUGAUGGUAAUUGUAGAAUAUUGCAAGUAUGGCAACUUAUCCAAUUAUCUCAGGAGCAAGAGGAACGACUUCAUUUUAGUCAAGUGUCAGAGAAACAUUGACCAGCCUGAAACACUUGAUGAUGAGACCAGUCCCGAUGUAAUGGAAGGCAUAAAGCGAAGACUGGAAAGCGUGGCAAGUACAGGAAGCUCAACAAGUUCAGGCUUUGUGGAAGAUAAGAGUUACAGUGACACAGAAGAGGAGGAGGAAGAUGCAGAAGAUCUGUACAAACGACCGCUAGGUAUGGAAGACCUGAUUUGUUACAGUUUCCAAGUAGCCAAAGGCAUGGAAUUUUUGGCUUCAAGGAAGUGUAUCCAUCGAGACUUGGCAGCACGGAACAUCCUCUUGUCUGAGAGUAAUGUUGUGAAGAUUUGUGAUUUUGGGCUGGCUCGUGACAUUUACAAAGACCCAGAUUAUGUACGGAAAGGAGAUGCUCGACUCCCACUCAAGUGGAUGGCUCCAGAAUCCAUAUUUGAUAAAAUCUACACAACUCAGAGUGAUGUCUGGUCUUUUGGAGUGUUGUUGUGGGAAAUAUUUUCCUUAGGUGCCUCUCCAUAUCCAGGGGUACAAAUAGAUGAAGAAUUUUGCCACAAGCUAAAAGAAGGUACAAGGAUGAAGCCUCCUGAAUAUUCUACAUCAGAAGUCUACCAAACAAUGUUAAACUGUUGGCAUGGAGAGCCAGGAGAAAGGCCUACCUUCAGUGAGCUGGUGGAACAGCUGGGAGAUCUUUUGCAAGCCAAUGUUCAGCAGGAUGGAAAAGAUUAUAUUCCUUUGAAUACUAUGCUGCCAGCUGAUGGUGAUUCAAACCUUUCUGCAGAUCCCAGCCUCACAGAAGACAUAACAAAUCCAAAAGUUAAUUACAGUUGCACAGGAGUCAUCGGACUCAACAGCAACAAUGCAAAGAAGAGGCCAAUAAGUGUAAAAACUUUUGACGAGGUUCCUGUAGAAAAUAAGACUACUGUGAUACAUGAGGAAGGUGAAACUGACAGUGGGAUGGUGCUGCCCCCUGAUGAACUGAAGGCCCUGAAGCGUCAAGAAACCAGAUCCCGCCCUUUUGGACUAAUUACAUUAGCAAUGAGGGCCGUGAGUAAAAGCAAAGAAUCUGUAUUGUCUGAGGGUGAAAACCAUGCUAAUCCACUGCAGCCUACUGUGUGUGAUAUAGAAGAUGAUGGCCUGGAUUUUGCACUGGAGGAUUCAGUCCUGUUACCUAUGGAUCAAACUUUAGAAUGCCACAGCCCGCCACCAGAUUACAACACUGUUGUUCGCUACACCACACCACCAGUGUGAAUGAUCUGAAUUUCGAGAAUGCUAACACACCAUAAUUGUCAGUGCUUCUGAGUGAGCAAUAUACAACAGCACAAUAUUGCAAAAAUUGUAAAUUGAUCUCUUCUAUGAUGCAAAGGGAUAUACAGAAAGCCAUAUUAAGAUGGAUGACAGAUCUGCCACCAGCACGUAUAUUAAAACUCCACUAUUCAUUCUCUACAAAAUAAGAAUGUAGAUAACGAUUUUAUUUUUAUAAAGUCCCCAUGUCUGUGGAAAACACUAUGCAAUCAUUAUUACUGUAAGGCUAAGUGGUGGUGAGUACAGAUAGGGAUUUCACAGCUGUGGUGUGUACUCUGACUCAAAUUGUAUCAGUGAAAUAUAUGUCCAAAGUAUCCCAGUCAAUCAUGGGUACGUCAUGAAAAAAAGGUAUAUAAAACAUUUUGGUCAACUAAUUUGUUAAUUGACUGUUCUGAAAAAGGUUCGGUGCCUGAAAUGUAAACCUGUCUGUUUUGUCCACAAACGCUGACUGACUUGUUCUUGUUUACAGUGUUUUCUAUUUUUAUUUUACCAUCUGCAGUAUUUUUACUUAAAUGUUUUGAUUCGUUUUCUCAAAGGAAGAUGCUGUUACAUAUUGUCCAAUGUUUGGCUUUGACAUACUUCGGCCAGUAGGAAAUCCAGUGUUGCUAUUCUGUGAUAUUCACCACCAGAAAUCAAGGUGACCUAUUUUUGUUCAAACCUCCAAACUGAUUGAAGAGAUGGUGAAAUUAUGUGACUAUAAUGAUGUCUAACAGAUUUAACAGUAUAAACUCCCCGAGAAACAUUUGGGAGUUCAAUUGUCAGGACUUGCAGGUUAUUGCCAGGUGAAUUUCAGCUGGACCCCACCAGGCGAAAGUUUCUCACAGAAAUGAACAAGUACAUAGAACAUAGAACAUAGAACAGUACAGCACAGAACAGGCCCUUCAGCCCACAAUGUUGUGCCGACCAUUGAUCCUCAUGUAUGCACCCUCAAAUUUCUGUGACCAUAUACAUGUCCAGCAGUCUCUUAAAUGACCCCAAUGACCUUACUUCCACAACUGCUGCUGGCAACGCAUUCCAUGCUCUCACAACUCUCUGCGUAAAGAACCUGCCUCUGACAUCCCCUCUAUACUUUCCACCAGCCAGCUUAAAACUAUGACCCCUCGUGCUAGCCAUUUCUGCCCUGGGAAAUAGUCUCUGGCUAUCAACUCUAUCUAUGCCUCUCAUUAUCUUGUAUACCUCAAUUAGGUCCCCUCUCCUCCUCCUUUUCUCCAAUGAAAAGAGACCGAGCUCAGUCAACCUCUCUUCAUAAGAUAAGCCCUCCAGUCCAGGCAGCAUCCUGGUAAACCUCCUCUGAACCCUCUCCAAAGCAUCCACAUCUUUGCUAUAAUAGGGCAACCAGAACUGGACGCAGUAUUCCAAGUGCGGUCUAACCAAAGUUUUAUAGAGCUGCAACAAGAUCUCACGACUCUUAAACUCAAUCUCCCUGUUAAUGAAAGCCAAAACACCAUAUGCUUUCUUAACAACCCUGUCCACUUGGGUGGCCAUUUUAAGGGAUCUAUGUAUCUGCACACCAAGAUCCCUCUGUUCCUCCACGCUGCCAAGAAUCCUAUCCUUAAUCCUGUACUCAGCUUUCAAAUUCGACCUUCCAAAAUGCAUCACCUCGCAUUUAUCCAGGUUGAACUCCAUCUGCCACCUCUCAGCCCAUCUCUGCAUCCUGUCAAUGUCCCGCUGCAGCCUACAACAGCCCUCUACACUGUCAAUGACACCUCCGACCUUUGUGUCGUCUGCAAACUUGCUGACCCAUCCUUCAAUUCCCUCGUCCAAGUCAUUAAUAAAAAUUACAAACAGUAGAGGCCCAAGGACAGAGCCCUGUGGAACUCCACUCACCACUGACUUCCAGGCAGAAUAUUUUCCUUCUACUACCACUCGCUGUCUUCUGUUGGCCAGCCAAUUCUGUAUCCAAGCAGCUAAGUUCCCCUGUAUCCCAUUCCUCCUGACCUUCUGAAUGAGUCUACCAUGGAGAACCUUAUCAAAUGCCUUACUGAAGUCCAUAUACACCACAUCCACAGCUCGACCCUCAUCAACUUUUCUAGUCACAUGUCAUAGAUAAGUGAUAGCAAGCUGUACACAAUCUGAGAAAGAGGUUCUGAUUUCUGGAUCAGGGUUGCGCCAGGGUGGGGGAAAGAAAUGGCAAAUAGAGAAACAAUGAACUGGCUUGCCACCAACCCUGUCAGAACUCAACUCUGUAACACUGUGGAUAGAUGAGCUGAAAAUAUCAUUAAACCUCUUUAGGCAUAACAAAAUUUGAACAGUUUCAGCAGGUAAUUAAAAAUUGAUUAUGUCUAACUGAAAGCAACAGAAACUAAAGCUAUACAAAUUAUAGGAUUAUUUCAAUGUGAGAAUGUCUUCACUAUUAUGCAUCCACAUUCUGACGUCUUUUUCUAACUGGAAUGGAAUUCAAAAAACUUUUGUUCUAAUGUCUUGGAAUUUCACACCAGGAUUAUUAACCUGACAUCAGGUGAUUAGCCAAAGUAUUAAAAUGAACGCCCAAACACCCACACCCUCGCCCACACAGUAUGAAACACAUACAGCAUUGACAUCAUGCCCUCAAUAAUAACUGACUUGUUCAAAUAUUACAAAGAUGAAAAUAAGUUUUGAACAAUAAUUACAUUGAUAUCCCAACUCCACACCCCCACAUACUAUGCCUUCUCAUUUGACAAGGCACAUAAUAUUUACAUUAUUGAGAAAAUGAGCCAUACAUUUUAAGAAGCAGAAAAGUCUGUACUCUCAAGGUAAGAUUGAAUGUGUUCAAUCUCCAGAAACAAUGUCUUCUUAAUAGUCUGAAAAUAUAGUUUUGAAAUAUAAUGGCUAAUGUUCAGUAAUAACACAACAACUUUAGAAUAGCAGGAAUGAGACUGAACAGCAAAAUAAAAUCCCAUUUACUCUGGAAAAUCAAGCUAUCUUGUGAGGUUAAUCAAAAACUGAGAUUCUGCACUCCCACCCACUCCCUUGUACUUUAACUUAAAUGCCAAAGCACAUGAUUUCCACAAACAGAUACAAAACAUUUUUCAUAAAAAUAGAAAAAUGUUAUCUGGCCUUUCAUUUUGGGGCAUUGGUGGAGACUGGGACGAACAGCACAAGUGCUUAAAUGAAAAUUAUUCCAUUACAUUACCUUUCACAGAAUGUUUUUGAAUCCACACAUGGUAUAUCCUGCUGAUGUGUUUUAUCAAUCAGCUAAUAUUCUACAAUUUCCAGUAUUUGUUUCAAAGUAAACAUAUUAAUUAAAUUGAUUAAAUCAGUUUAAUUGCAAUGCUGAAUUUAGUAAGACUGUAAAGUAACAUAUCAAAAGCGCAGUUGUUAAAGUAAGAAUUAAUUUCAACUUCUUUCCUGACUGUGUGGGUUUCUUCUGACUGUUCUAGUUUUAUCCCACUGUCCAAAGAUGUGCAGGUUAGAUGGUCUCGUCAGGAUAGAUGGGGUUACAGGAUGCAGAGGGGUAUUGGGUCUGGUUGGGAUGCUCUUCAGAAGAUUGAUGCAAACUGGAUGGGCUGAAUGGCCUCCUUCCACACUGUACGAAUUCUAUGGUUCUCUGUUUUGUAGAACUGAAUUUAUAUAUUUUAUAAAACAAUCAGACUUAUUGGUCGACAAUCAGAAUUUUCACAAAAAAUGUUCCAGAAUGUCUAAGAAGAACUGUUAUGGCUAUUAAUCACUGUCUGCCUUUAUAUGAAUCAUCAUAAUUAGAGUGAUAAACAUCUCAGGUCAUCUCAUAUUGCUGUAUCUAUUUACUCUACAUCUUGCACAGGCAUUUGCUGUGCAAUUAACAGUCCAAACCAGUACAAGUAUAUUAAGAGUUGUCCCUGGAUGACAAAUAGUUAACAUCUUCGCUUUUAGUAAAUUGAAAAAGAAAUGUUGCAGUUUAAAGUGGGGAAUACUUUGCAUACUGUGAACUUACAAUUCUUUAAAAAACUCUGGAGAUGGGCUUCUUUUGUUUCCGUGAGGAAACAAUAACAAGAAAACAGUUAUUAAUCACUGCAAUUCCCAGAGAGCUGUCAAUCCCUUAAAACGUUUUAUGAACAAUUUGAAUAGAUCAAUAUCAUCUACUGUGAAUGUUACAAGUGUAAUUAGAUUCAUAGUGCUAUUGAGUUAUGUUGCAUAAUGUAUAGUAAGAAAUCCAGUCAUUCUAUAUUGCAAUAUAUGGAUUAAAGGCAUCUGAUAUCCCAUCACCUCAUCUAUUUUCUAGUUUCCUACUAUCUUCAUCACCUAUUCAUAUUGUUCCUUCUUCACACCAUGGCCGACUUGAUGAAUGGAAUAGAGAAAUCUGCUUUACUGUAGAUUCAGAAUGAAGAACCUUACCUUGAAAUUAUAUUGCAAAAAAAAUUACAUUAAGAAAAAUAGAAUAAUAUAAGAACAAUGUAGACCAUUCAAAACCUCUAACCUAUCUGCCAUUGACUGAUAUGUACCUCAACUCCAUUUAUGGAGCUUUCUUCCAUAAUAUCAUAACGUUCCACCAUUUCAAAUCAAUAGAUCAAUGACACUGCUGAAAUAUUGGACAGAGGAGCAUUAGACAAAUAUAUUAAGCAUUACUGCACUAUUAACACAUAACGUACUUCCAAGACUGUGAUAUGUUUUAUUAAAGCAGAAUAUCAAAAAAUUGUCAUGUAGAGGUGAUACAUCGCAUGGUGAAAUAAUCAUGCAUGGGCUCCAGAUGGAGUCAGCUCAAUGAAUUAACUGUCCUUUUUUGAUGCAGGCUAACAUUUUCUCUUAACUUCCUACUCAGAAUUUUUAUUUUAGAGCUAAAGCUGUAGACAAUGUAAUAAAAAGAAAGCUUUGAUGUCUUUGAAUUAGCUUCAGGCAAGAAGUUAAACUUGUAAACCAAAUAACGUUUAUUAACACUCAAGUAUCGUCAUAAAUGUGGGAUUCAAUUACUGACAGCUGUUGAUUAUCCUACGUGUUCAGUUGCACUUAUUUGUAGCUUGUAGUUUUACAUACAAUUAACUGGAAAAUGUUCAUUUCGCAUUAGGUAACAGGCAGUAAUAUUUGAAAUAACUAGUAACAUUUAGAGGGCACAUAUACUUUUGAAAUGUGGUAAUUUCAUUGUCUCUCUGAAGCAGCUAAUAUUAAUGAACAUUAUUUUGCACAUGCAAAGCACCAAAUGGCAACUUACAAGUUUUAUUGCUUCUUUAAAUUACUCAAUCCUUUUUUCCUCCUGUAAUGCCUCCUUUGCGUUAUAUUUCUAUAUCUGUGCAGCUUUUCUGCAGAAUGUAAUGUCUAGUUUCAAUACCAUGGUGGUGAAGUUGCAUGAUUAGCUUACUGUCACAGAUAGUUUGAAUAUUCAACAAUUUCCAGUGUUCUAAAAUUAAAAUAAAUAUGAUUCUCACAGAUUUAGAAGGAAAGGUCUUAGGUGCUCAAAGUUUGACAUGGUAUUCUCUUAAGCCAUUUUCAAUGCAUUAGUCCUGAAGAGACUUCACUUAAGCUCUAGCUCAUGCCAGUAUAAGUGUGUACAUGUUUCAUCAACACAAGUGGGGUAAUAUUACAGCACACUUAAAGAAUUAGACCACCUUGGUUGUUAACAUCAGAAUGAGAGGUUGUUUCUCCCUUUCAAUGUUUUUUCACAAAUUUCUUUAGUUAAAUAGCUUUAAAUUGUCAGAGAAAGUUAAUAUUAAAUAACAAAUUAGAAACACCAUAUAACAAAUUUAUAGAAAACUAAUGUAGUCCUUGAAUAGUGCUGAAGAUUUUCCCUUCAUACAUAACUUACUAACAUGUUUUGUGUAUGGAACAUAGCUUUUCACAGAGAACUAGAACUCUAUUCUAAAGUUUGAUUAGUGCUUUAAGCUAUCAAACCCAUUGCUCAAGCUUCUUUUUGACAUUCUAGUUUAUCUUUAUUUGUGAACUGAAAUAUGAUGCAGAGCUAAAGAUUUGCUUCUGAUUCCUACUGUAAUGCUUGCAGGACAGGCUAAUCCUUUGCAUUAAAGUUGAUCUCUAUUCAUAUAAAGGCAACUUUUUUUCUCAAAGAUCCACUUGUUUUAAAGUGCUCGUGCAGCUCAUUUUACUUUAUUUCUUAAAGAACAGCAGAGAACUGCCAUUUAGUCUGUGGGAAAGCGAUAAGGAAUGUCAAUGUAUUAUCUGUUUAAGAAUGUAUGCACUGGAAAACCUUUUGUAUUUCAUAUAGCCUAAGUUCUACUGGAGCUAUUAACAAACAAAUAAAGUUUACAUAUAUUUAUAG
Molecule: messenger RNA, 10562 nt
Organism: Stegostoma tigrinum
Lineage: Eukaryota; Metazoa; Chordata; Chondrichthyes; Orectolobiformes; Stegostomatidae
Gene: kdrl
Product: kinase insert domain receptor like
Exons: 30
Coding region: 320-4348 (1342 amino acids)
Biological process (GO): positive regulation of kinase activity; multicellular organism development; protein phosphorylation
Cellular component (GO): plasma membrane; signaling receptor complex
Molecular function (GO): vascular endothelial growth factor receptor activity; ATP binding
Source: RefSeq, a predicted model, not a curated record